Messenger RNA from Cydia splendana, 527 nucleotides. RefSeq lists its product as uncharacterized. Gene Ontology annotation, cellular component: membrane; axon; neuronal cell body. Gene Ontology annotation, biological process: chemosensory behavior; sensory perception of taste; male courtship behavior. The record is from RefSeq and is a predicted model, not a curated record. The transcript has a single exon. Lineage: Eukaryota; Metazoa; Arthropoda; Insecta; Lepidoptera; Tortricidae. The coding region runs from base 42 to 527 and encodes 161 amino acids.
AAAAACAUAAAGUAUUCGCUACGACAAUUCGCCAGGAUAAAAUGGAGACAAAACUGCAUGAACUUUCUCAGGUGUACGACGUUAUCGGAGAGACAAGCCGCUUGAUAAACAACCUCUACAACUUUCAAAUCUUCAUAGCGUUAAUAUGUACGUUCGUUUACGUACUGGUUUCUAUAUGGGUGCUCCUGUAUUCGUUUAAAAAAGAGAUGGUUUUUGCCGACUUGAUAUUGUCCAUUUUUUGGAGUGGUAUCAAGUUGUUCUACUUGCUGGCGUUGUCGCUUGUUUGCGACGGGUUGUUGGCGGUGCGGGAGGACACGAAGGUGCUGGUGAAUGAGCUGGUGAUGGACUAUGAGCUGCCGCCGAAUGCGCGCACGCAGGCCAAGGCGUUUAUUCAGCUGAUCGACGCGCGCCCGCUGAGCUUUCACAUUUACGAUGUGUUCACUGUCGAUAUCACUUUGAUGCUGAAGUUCAUAAGCGUUUCCACUACAUACUUAAUUAUCAUUAUACAGAUUUCAAAUUUUGUUUAA